This is a messenger RNA of Delphinapterus leucas (beluga whale), 771 nucleotides long. The record is from RefSeq and is a predicted model, not a curated record. NCBI's taxonomy places the organism in Eukaryota, Metazoa, Chordata, Mammalia, Artiodactyla, Monodontidae.
AUGGACAACUCGACUUCUGGGGGCCUGCCCGCCCGAGUCCCCGCUGGGGAGCCCGAAACCGAGGAGCCGCUGGGUCUGGGCCAGCUGCCCACGGAGCUGCUCGAGAUGGUGCUGAGCCACGUGCCCCCUCACGUGCUGCUCGGGCGCUGCCGCCGGGUGUGCUGGCGCUGGCGCGACCUGGUGGACUGCCAGGCCCUGUGGCUGAGCAUCUUGGCCCGGAAACACGCUGCCCUGUGGCCCAUCGUCAGCACCUGCCUGCCGGCCGCCGACGACCCCAGGCCCUGCGUCCUGGGCCGCUUCUGCGAGCGCCGACCCAUAGGACGCAACCUCCUCCAGAACCCCAGGGGCGAAGGUGGGGAGCCCAGGAAAGGGGUCCUCAUGGGAGCCGGUGGGUGGUGUCAGAAAAAGAAGCAAGUGUUGGACCUGGAGAAGGAGAGAUUUUGGCCAGAACUCCUGGAUAGUGGAAAGAUCGAGAUUUGUGUCUCUGACUGGUGGACCGGCCGACAAGGCACUGACAAUAUAUAUCAUCUAAUUAUCCAACUUCUAGAUGCCAACUAGUCCGUCCUGGAUCAUUUCUCUUCUGUACCUAUGCCCGUUCGGCAGUGGAGAAAUAGCAUCUCCUUUGAGGUCAACCAUGUGUUCUCCAACUUCAAGAAGGGCGUCCGCUUUGUGUCUUGUGAACACUGGGUCCAGGACAUGGAGUUCUUUUCUGAACAUUAUGGAGUCUAUCUGCCCAACUCCAGUGUGAUUGUGCAGGUCCGUCUGUCCUAG